GAUAAAGUUAAAGCUGAGGAUUCUGAAGAUUUCUCAGGUGGUCCUGAACUGCAAAACCUUGAAAUUGGAAAUAUGUCCAAACAGAAUUUUGAUGAAUCUCACUCCACUUUACAGUAUUGGGACACAAAGGAGGGACAACUGGCUACCCAGCAGAAUUCUGUGGAACUGAAAUUUGAGCUACCAGAGUUUGAGGAUAAAAUCAAUAAAGGAGACAGUAGAGAAGAAGAAGAUGAUGAAGAGCAGCAGCCAUCUAGGAGUGCAGGAAUAAAUGUUCUGGAGAGUGGCAACUUCUCUCCAUCUUCAUUUGCUGAGACUUCUCUUCAAUGCAAACUGCAGCAAAAACAGGACAAAGAGAAGAUAAAGAAAUCAACAAGAGGAUCUGAGAAUUCAACAGAAGCCUCUUUCCAGUGCAUUUCUUUUCCUGUGAGAGACACCAUCAAUACUGACCAACAACAAGAGCUUUGCACAGAUCAGGGGGCUUUGUAUGGUGGCCGAGGCUUUGGGCAAACUUUAAAAAAUGAGUCAGACUGUAAAGAUCUCAAGUUAUUUCAUACAAGACAAAGGCCAUAUUGCUGUUGUGAAUGUGACAAGACGUUCACUCGUAAGGGAGAUCUUCAGAGGCACAAAGCAAUUCAUACUGGACAGAAACCUCAUUGCUGCUCUGAAUGUGGUAAAUGAUUUUUUGACAGAUUUUCUCUCCAAAGACAUUCAAGAAUCCACACUGGAGAAAAGCCCCAUGGCUGUGCUGAAUGUGGAAAAAGAUUCACUGACAGUGGUUCUCUACAAUGUCAUACAAGAAUUCACACUGGAGAAAAGCCAUAUUGCUGCUCAGAAUGUGACAAAAGAUUCAUUAAACUUAGCUCUCUUAAG
Polypterus senegalus (gray bichir) is the source of this 870-nucleotide messenger RNA. Its product is annotated as zinc finger and SCAN domain-containing protein 12-like. Gene Ontology annotation, molecular function: RNA polymerase II cis-regulatory region sequence-specific DNA binding; DNA-binding transcription factor activity, RNA polymerase II-specific. Lineage: Eukaryota; Metazoa; Chordata; Cladistia; Polypteriformes; Polypteridae. The transcript is spliced from 2 exons. The record is from RefSeq and is a predicted model, not a curated record. Gene Ontology annotation, cellular component: PcG protein complex; transcription regulator complex. The coding region runs from base 73 to 678 and encodes 201 amino acids. Gene Ontology annotation, biological process: regulation of transcription by RNA polymerase II.